ACACCAACCAUCCCGCCCCUCACCCGGACCCGCAGCCUCAUGGCCAUGUCCCUGCCGGGCAGUAGACGGGCCUCUGCUGGAUCCCGCAGCGGGGGCCCUUUGGGCCGCAGCGGCCUGGCGGUGUUCGCCCAGUGUCCGCAGCUGCCCGCCAGCCCGAACGAGCACCUGCCUCUUCUUCCUGCCUCCAGGCGCACCUCUCCCCCCGUGAGCGUGCGGGACGCCUACGGCACCUCCUCUCUCAGCAGCAGCAGCAACUCGGGCUCCUGCAAGGGCAGCGACAGCAGCCCCACGCCCAGGCGCUCCAUGAAGUACACGCUGUGCAGCGACAACCACGGCGUCAAGCCCCCCACCCCGGAGCAGUACCUGACCCCCCUGCAGCAGAAGGAGGUGUGCAUCCGGCACCUGAAGGCCCGGCUGAAGGACACCCAGGACCGGCUGCAGGACCGGGACACCGAGAUCGAUGACCUGAAGACACAGCUGUCACGCAUGCAGGAGGACUGGAUCGAGGAGGAGUGCCACCGCGUGGAGGCCCAGCUGGCCCUGAAGGAGGCGCGCAAGGAGAUCAAGCAGCUCAAGCAGGUCAUCGACACAGUCAAGAACAACCUGAUUGAUAAGGACAAGGGGCUGCAGAAGUACUUCGUGGACAUCAACAUCCAGAACAAGAAGCUGGAGACGCUGCUACACAGCAUGGAAGUGGCCCAGAACGGCACGGCCAAGGAGGACGGCACCGGGGAGUCGGCUGGCGGGUCCCCUGCCCGCUCCCUCACCCGCAGCUCCACCUACACCAAGCUGAGUGACCCCGCCGUCUGCGGCGACCGCCCCCCCAGCGACCACCCCGGGGCCUCUGCCGAGGACGGGGCUGACAGUGGCUUUGCGGGGCUGACCGAGGACACGCUGAGCCGGACGGACGCGCUGGAGGCCAGCAGCCUGCUGUCAUCGGGGGUGGACUGCGGCCCCGAGGAGGGCUCGCUGCACAGCAGCUUCGGCCUGGGCCCCCGCUUCCCUGCCAGCAACACCUACGAGAAGCUGCUGUGCGGCCUGGAGGCUGGGGUGCAGGCCAGCUGCAUGCAGGAGCGCGCCAUCCAGACGGACUUCGCGCAGUACCAGCCGGACCUGGACGCCAUCCUGGAGAAAGUGACCCAGGCCCAGGUCUGCGGGGCAGUCCCUGAAUUGGGGGUCGGGGAUCCAGAGCUGGAGCCCCAUCCCCCGGGGCCCAAAGACCCCAACUCCGCCGUGGUGGUGACGGUGGGUGACGAGCUGGAGGCCCCGGAGCCCAUCACCCGAGGGCCGAGCGCGCACCGGCCGGGUGCCAACUGCAGUCCCGGCCCGUCGGUGAGCGUGGCGUGCCCGCUGGAAGAGGAGGAGGCGGCCGCCGCCGAGAAGGAGCCCAUGAGCUACUGGAGCCGCCACUACAUCGUGGAUCUGCUGGCCGUGGUGGUGCCGGCCGUGCCCACGGUGGCCUGGCUCUGCCGCUCGCAGCGGCGCCAGGGCCAGCCGGUUUACAACAUCAGCUCGCUGCUGCGGGGCUGCUGCACUGUGGCCCUGCACUCCAUCCGCAGGGCCAGCUGCCGCUCGCUGAGCCCGCACGGCCCGAGCGCCGCGGCCGGCAGCUCCCAGCUCUGA
Messenger RNA from Odobenus rosmarus divergens (Pacific walrus), 1623 nucleotides. RefSeq names its product syntaphilin (gene SNPH). The transcript is spliced from 4 exons. Gene Ontology annotation, cellular component: mitochondrion; cytoplasmic microtubule. The coding region runs from base 40 to 1623 and encodes 527 amino acids. Gene Ontology annotation, biological process: neuron differentiation. The record is from RefSeq and is a predicted model, not a curated record. Lineage: Eukaryota; Metazoa; Chordata; Mammalia; Carnivora; Odobenidae.